AUGGCAAAUAGUCUCAACUUGGAAUUUUUCAAAUUAGCCAAAUAUUCAAAAGAUGAGGAUGAUUUCGAAAAAUACCGCAACACACUGGAGCACAUUCAGAUUCCCGCCUUGUUACGUCACUGGGGUACUAGUUCAUUCUCGAAAGCCAAAAUUAUACGAGAUAUCAAGCAUCUACAAGCAUUUUUCUUAGAUUUAUCGACCUCAAAUGUGGAGCAGUUCUUCCAAAUGUUGGGCAACCAGGCGGUGGAUAUUCAAUAUGCAGACUACUUUAUCUUCAACAAUGGCCCAUUACAACCGUUGAUUUAUGCUCUUCGCCGUGUGAAAGGAAAACUCAUGCUUGUUCGUUACAAAAUUCCCGGCAUGAGUCGCACAAUGGGUCAACACUCGUUAAUGAUGUGUUUCGUGGGUCUAACUUAUCAGAAGAAAAUAUUUUCACUUCAGCUACAAAAUGAUGAAUUUUUCGAUCGACGUGAUCCGCCUGAAAAGCAUCAGUCUUCAAGCAUGUCAGAUGAUAAACUUCAUCGGCAACUGAGUAAAAGCGUCGUGGAUCGAUAUGCGGAAGCACUGCACUCAGUCGGAUCUCAGCUUCAAGUUCCCGAACAGGUCACUUGCAAAUCGGUCGAGUCGACUCUGCUGCGCACGGCCGAUGGCAUUCUGGUCAGUCACAAAAACGGUCCGUACAACGACUACAAGCAUGGACAAGUUUUGUUCGGUGAAAUGAAUCGCAUUUUACAAUCGUCUGUGGGAUACGUGGAAGAUCAACAAUCUCGCAAGGUGUUGGAUUACGGAGUGGAAUUAAUUCGUGUUGACGGAGAGCUUGCGCGCAAGUAUGCGGACUGGUCGAUGAAAAACGGGUUUGUUUUCACCUAUCCGAAUGAGUCCGAGAUCUCUCAUCCUCGUUUGCAUUUGGAGAACAAAACAUUUAUUGUGACCACAAUAGAAGAUCCACCAUUUGUCGUCUAUGAGCCAUUCAGACAGGGCAAGCCGAUGCAUGGAAACGAUCAGUGGACUGGAUUUGCAAUGGAGCUACUCAAACACUUGAGCAAAAUGAAUCACUUCGACUAUAUCAUCAAACCGGUGGAAGAUAAAAAAUUCGGAACAUUCGACGAAACCAAGGGCAGAUGGGACGGAAUGAUCGGCGAGUUAAUUUAUAAAAAAGCGCAUUUGGCUGUGGCCUCCCUGACAAUCACAUACGAUAGAGAGCGCGUGAUCGAUUUCACCACACCGUUCAUGAGCCUGUCGCUCAGUGUAAUCAUUCGCAAGAGUAACACCGAUCCGGGUCUUCAGUUUACCGCUCCACUUUCACGAGAGGUAAUUUGGCGUCAUAGCGCCUUCGCCAAUCGGUUUUUUCCUGCUCCCUGCUUCUUCUCUUGCCCUUCCUUCGCCCUGUUAUCUCGUUUGGGUUCAGGAUGUGAUAUCUCUUUGAGGGCCACAUCGACUCGAAUCAUCGGAACGAUUUGGUGGUUUUUCAUCCUAAUCAUGGUCUCCUCGUACACCGCCAACUUGGCUGCAUUUCUCACAAUCGAUCGUAUGGAAACAGAUAUUGAGAAUGUGGAAGAUCUGACACGACAGACAAAAAUCAAAUACGGAACUUUGUAUGGAGGAUCAACGUAUUCAUUUUUCAAGCAUUCAGACAUUCCAACCUAUCAACGUAUGUGGGAGUUUAUGAACGCGAACAAAUCCAUGUUUGUGAAUAAAACCGAAGACGGAAUUGCUCGUGCCUUGGAGGGGAAUUACGCGUUCAUCUUGGAAUCCACACUGAACGAGUACUACUCACAACGUAACUGUUUGCUGACUCCCCUUGGCGGUUUGCUGGAUCCGCGUGGUUAUGGGAUCGGGUUGCCCAUUGGAAACAACGGGCUACGGGAUCUCUUGUCGGAAAGUAUACUCAAAUUGCAAAAAGACCAAACGCUGGAAAAAAUGCGUCAGUAUUGGUUGCAACGAUAUAAUGCGACCGUGCCGUGCUAUNNNAAGCAAGCUGACCUUGACCAAAAUGUCCAGUGCAUUCAUCGGUUUGGGAGCUGGUCUCCUAUUCGGCGUAUUGGUCUGGAUAUUGGAAAUGAGUAUGUGGGUAUAUCGACUGCGUACCAAACCACCGCUGUAAAAUUGGGAACGAGACGCGUGUGCUUUUCAGACCGCGUCACCAAUGCUUUCGCUCAGUCACGUAACGGACUCAACCGGAUUAGACCACUUAACGUAAACAACGCGUUGGUCCAACAAAAUCAGAAAGAAUUCCAGCCGACACUUUAUAUAAACAAUGCAAACCCAUAUGAGGUCACUACGCAAGAUUCAAGUCAACUGGAAUCAACGACGCCAUUCAGUCGGGUCAACAUGAUUUCGAACAAAGGGAAACGAUAUCAGCUGACUUUUCGGGCAAAGGACCCGGAAUUUUAUUUUCCCUAUGUACAUCGACGCAAAUCACCCGACAGUCCGAUUCACAAGGGGAGCCAAGCUUGUUCAACAGAUUAUUUUGUGGAAGUUAGAGAUUUGCGAUCACAGAAAUUUGUCAUGCGCAUGAAACGUUAUCGAAUCGCCUCAUGCUCGCAGGUUGGUGACGGAGAGAACAGUGAGCAAACCUGUUCGCUUGGCAAACCGACAAGAGGAAGACGUAAAAAGCCAGUCAACAAAGAUAAAACUCCACCGAAUGAAAUCUACGUGGAAAAAGACGGAAUGAUGUUUCUCAUUACAGCGGAUUCUAUGGAAGUAGACAUCGGUCAGACAAUGCACGACAAUAACGCCUCAAGCGGAGAAAAUCUUUCGGGAACACCGACCGACGUAAAACGGGGUGCUUACAAUGCAGAACCUAAUCGGGCCUCGUUGGUGGUUCGCGUACAAAAAGACUUGAUGCGUGUGCGUUUCCUCCUGGACGAGCUGGAAGUCAAACCGGUCUCGGUCUAUGUGUCCCGUGGAGCUCAAUGUUCCGAACGUUACGCGUAUGUGAAAUUUUGUCCAGUUAGUUUGAAUAAAGUAGCCUUCUGUGCUGUACCGUUGAGCACCUACCGAUACCGCGAUCCGAUGGUGGCUGUGCGAAGAAAAAACUAUUAUCGUCGUAAACAAGGCCAGGAUCCAGUAUGGUUGAUUGAAGCACGUCGAAAACGGCGACAACAGGCGGCUGCGGCCCUGAGCCCCGUGCAAGAAGGACAGGAUAAUACAAGAUCCGUAAUCGUGUUUGAAUUAAACGGACAUCGGGUAAAACUACGCUGUGGUUAUAUGGAUUCUGUCCUAUUGAACGGAUCGGAUAUAUAUGACGACUUUGUAAUUGCAAAUAAGAAUGAUCCACGCUUUAUAAUGCGAUUUUCGGACGAUAUUUGGCUCACCUGGUUUGAAAGCGGUUUUCUGAUCAUUCCCUCUGAUGCUCUCUGUUGUCGACCAGGAAAAUGUAUCCUCUCUUCAGUGGACAACAGUCACAUCUAA
Echinostoma caproni is the source of this 3414-nucleotide messenger RNA. Lineage: Eukaryota; Metazoa; Platyhelminthes; Trematoda; Plagiorchiida; Echinostomatidae. The record is from the annotation of a GenBank genome assembly.